Vitrella brassicaformis is the source of this 1667-nucleotide messenger RNA. The record is from the annotation of a GenBank genome assembly. NCBI's taxonomy places the organism in Eukaryota, Vitrellaceae.
GCUGGUCCAUCGAGACACGAAGCGACAUUCAGAAUCCCUUCGUGUUCAGGUGAAAGGGGCGCGUCGCAAUGGACGUCACUUGCUGACAUCGAUCCAUCGGCAGACACCGAGACAGACAGACAGACAGACCGGCCCUCCAUCCAUGGUGCACAAGCGCUAUCUCCGUACGAGUGGUGCUGCCGUGUGACGUUGAGGAAAGGCGAUCGGCGCUGAACGGUUCCCGAGUGCUCACGUUAGGAGGAGCACUCGGGCGCCCUUCAACGCGGAGGAUCUAUACCCAAAAUCACUGUCGAGCGGCACACAAGACAGGAUGACCAAACCACACACACCCACAGAUAAAACCCUCACUCAGCUCUACACACAUCUCUCAUGCUGCCUCUCUUGGCAGACGCCACAUCACUUUCUCUCACCCCACCAGCAGCUGCCUGUACAAUCAACAUGACCCCCUGGUCCGAUACAUCACACGCCAUCCAUCCAUCCAUCCAUCCGUCAAUUAGUAGAAGCGGAUGGGUUUCCUGUGUUUGAUGGACUCCUCGAGCGCCCGGAUGUACUGCUUCUUCCAGGUGAUGCGGCCCGGCAGGUCAGAGUACUUCCGCUCAUACCGCCAGUCGGGCGUCAACAUGUACAUCGUCGCUGAACACACACACACAAAAUGAUGUGAGCAGCGGCUGAGUCGUCCCUUAGCGUGUGUGUGUGUAUGUGCGCACCUUUGCGCAGUGGCUUUAGGUCGAUGAGUAUCUGCUCGUGGUCGGCCCGGUACUUCUGCAGAGUGGUCUUCCACGCAGCCUUCUGCAGCGACUCGGUGUUGCCCAACCUACACAUAUACAAAGAAAGAGAGGGAAAAUGACGCUGCUCUCUGUGUGCAUGUGCCCGUCGCGUCACAAACAUACCGUUCGAUUUUGUGUUCGAGCAUCUUGAUCUGCUCCUCCAGUUUGAAGCGGCGGGUCUCGAGCGACUCACGCUCCUCCUGACACGUAGGCAGGCAGGCAGGCAACAAAGGCAACAGAUGGGCUUCCCAUGGCAUUCGUCUGUCUUGCUGUGUGUCGGUACCUGUUUCUUGAGCAUCUCCUUUGCCCGGAGGCACUGCUGGUGGAUCUCCCGUCGCGACAGCACAGUGAGGAUCCUCUUCAUCGACAUCUUCACCUGCACACACACACACACACAGACGAGCCGGUCGGGCUUUUGCCCCCCUUGCCAUGUGCCAGGUGUGGUGCUAUCUGUCGGACCUUUUUGAGUCUCCCGUGUCCCUCCAUGUUGAUGUUGUGUGCCCGUGCGGCGGCCUGCUCGCCCAUGAGCAGGUUCUUCUCCUUGAGCAGCACGAACCACAGCUUGUGCAGCUCCUCAAACGACUUGAGACGAAGCAAAGCUGCCGGCCAUGAAUCUCCCGUAUCUGGCACAAAGACGACCAACAAACAAAGGCACACAUGCAUUCACCUGUGAAGAUCCGCACUUGAAGUAAGCUAUUGUGCCUACUGACUGAGGUUUUCUUUGCGCUCCUUGAUGGGUGUGUCCGAGUCCCACAUGCUGCCCCUCCACAGCUCCUCGACGCCCCGUAGAGCGGGGCGGGCCGGGAAAAAGCGCCGCCGAACCAGCGACAAAGACAUACUCACUCACCGGUUCAAAGAUCAAGAUCACUCCUGCUGCAGGCGCUCCUGCCGCAUUCAGCC